AUUGCUUUCAAAUGACUUCAUUUGGGGCAACAAAUGUAGUUCGGAAAAAUUUUAUGCCAACUUUCAAGAUACAAGGGCAAAUAUAUCACAGAGCAGGUUCACUGUUACCAGUGUCAGAUAGCGACAACAAAUUCCUGCAAAUUUAUUUUAUGGGCAAUUCACCACAAGAAAUUGAUCUGCGUUGUGCACAUAACAAUUUAGUAAAGAGGUCUAUUAUAGAACAAUUACAAACUUUAUUUCAUCAACACAAUCAAUUGAUUAUAUUGUUUAAAACUGCCCUGGAUCUGAUGCCAUCCGAUAAUCACAAAAUUGUAAUCAGAGCUGAUAAAACACCUGCAGGUCAACAUACAAGACGUUUUAAUGCACCAACUAUUGAUGAAGUUGCUAUCGUUGUAGUUGGAGAAAACUUGGAAUCCCGUGAUAUUGUUUUACAUCGUCGGAAUGAUCAAUUACAACGUAUAAAGGAAACACACCGCUCAUAUGAUGCACUGCAAUAUCCCAUUAUAUUUUGGCAAGGUGAAGAUGGCUACGAUUUCUCAACAAAAAUGAUAAAUCCCAUUACAGGUUCUGAAACCAACAAAAAAGUCAGUUCAAUGAACUAUUAUUCAUACCAUGCGAUUAAUACUGAUGGAAAUGCACAGAAUGUCGGUCGGAUGACUAUUCUUCCAGCAACAUACAUCGGAAGCCCUCGGCAUAUGCACGAAUAUGCUCAAGAUGCCAUGUCGUAUAUUCGUCAUUAUGGUACAGCAGAUUUGUUCAUCACAUUUACAUGCAAUCCGCAAUGGAUAGAAAUCAAGCAGGAGUUAUUCUCUGGGCAAUCACCCAUUGAUCGUCAUGAUAUUACAGCCAGAGUCUUUAGACAAAAGUUGAAAUCAUUAAUGGAUUUCAUCGUAAAACAUAAUGUGUUUGGUGAGACACGCUGCUGGAUGUAUUCUAUGGAGUGGCAGAAACGAGGAUUGCCACAUGCACGUUGA
Molecule: messenger RNA, 974 nt
Organism: Diorhabda carinulata
Lineage: Eukaryota; Metazoa; Arthropoda; Insecta; Coleoptera; Chrysomelidae
Exons: 4
Coding region: 12-974 (320 amino acids)
Source: RefSeq, a predicted model, not a curated record